AUGCAAUGUGUCGGUGUGGCAGAUGAAGGCGUGGACGGACUAAUAAGGGAGGUUAACACCAACAAAGGCAAGGUGAAGGCCCUGGCCCAUGUUUUCUUCCCAAAGAAGCCGGACGUCUCAAGAGUACCAAGAAACUUCGACUACCCUGACCCGCUUCCAGCACUGCCACCCAUCACCCCAGAACAGAUUGAGCGCCAAAUCAAAAGGCCAUUGCCCUUCAAGGUGUGUGGCCCAGAUGAAAUCCCCAACAUGGUCCUUCAGAAGUGCCCAGAGCAGCUGCUGGAUCACCUGGUUCACUUGUUCAGGGGAGUAUUCACUUUGAAAACUUACUUUCCAAGGUGGAGGGAGUUCACAAUGGUGGUGCUGAGGAAGCCAGGCAAGCCAAACUAUGAGGUGCCAAAGGCCUACCAACUGAUAGCCCUUCUAUGCACAAUCCCAAAGGUGCUGACAGCAAUAGUGGCAGAAGACAUUGCCCAUCUGGUGGAGAUGAAUGCCCUACUUCCAGACACUCACUUCGGAGGAUGA
This is a messenger RNA of Laccaria bicolor S238N-H82, 525 nucleotides long. RefSeq lists its product as uncharacterized. Lineage: Eukaryota; Fungi; Basidiomycota; Agaricomycetes; Agaricales; Hydnangiaceae. The record is from RefSeq and is a predicted model, not a curated record. The transcript has 2 exons. Bases 1 to 525 code for a protein of 174 amino acids.